Molecule: messenger RNA, 3731 nt
Organism: Leptidea sinapis
Lineage: Eukaryota; Metazoa; Arthropoda; Insecta; Lepidoptera; Pieridae
Exons: 8
Coding region: 164-997 (277 amino acids)
Source: RefSeq, a predicted model, not a curated record
CGCGGACGGGAACGCACGGCUUUUAGUCGAAUAUUUAAUUCGAUGCCAAUAAUGAUAGUAUAGACAAUAAAAUAAUUGAUUCGAGACAAUAAUUGUAUGACUGAUAGUUGUAAAGAAUAGCUGAGUAUUGAAGAUUUUUACUGCACUUCGUUGGCACAACAGAAUGUGGUCAUCGUGGCCCGCAUGGCUGGUCGCAACCUGCAUAUGCGCGAUCACGAGCGCACAGAGAGUGGAUCAGGAGGGCGUGCUGACUCCACGGCAGUCCAGGCUCCGGGAUCGGGAAUCCAAACCUGACGAGCCGACCUGUGACCAGCUCAAAGCUAUGUGGAGGUUCUCCAAGCGACAAGCGCGCGCUCCGGAGAUAAUGAAUGAGGUGAACACCUACCGCGACCCUCUCCUGUACAACGAGUGGCCCGUCUACACGGCCAUGCCCCGUGCUGCUCCCAGGUUCCGGUACCAAUACCCUUCUGCUCCUCGCGAAGCUUACGGCCGAGUGAUCACCAAGGCACCACCAAAUGUCGUUCGUACACCCGACUAUGGAGAGAUGUUCGGGAUGCUGAAUGUUCCACAUACCUCUGGCAAGAUUUUGCGUUACUCUGGACCUUCGCGACCAAGGGGACCUUCCACCUUCAUGGUGCCUCCGCAAAGGGACAGAUUCGAAGCACUGAAGAAAUUGAUCCGGCAAGAACAUCUCCGCGAGUUGCAGAGGAAGUACGAGACGGAGCAGAAGCACGAGUUAAAGGAGAUUGCCGCUGGACGAGGUGAUGACUUCGCUUACGGGACAUAUGGAGAACAAGAACCCCGAGGUAUGCAGCCAAUCGAGUAUCCCGCUGAUGAUCCAACUACGCGACAUGCCAACAAGAAACCACCGACUGGCAGCCGGCAAAUCUCCCAAUUCAACCGUUACUCUGACGUCAUGCUCCCCCCAGUCCGUCGCAACUUCUACCACCCCUACAUGGAGUACACGCUCCCCGAGUACGUCCCCUACAUCUACUGAACGAUACCACGACGGACGAUCAAACAUUCCGGGAGGGAAAUCUCCGUACAAUUCUCUGGCUUUAAACCCAAUUAUCAGUAUUAAAUCAUAUCUCUAUCAUAUCUUCGCUUUGCCGAUGCGAGCUUUAUUUUUAUAUCUUUGUAGAUGCUUUACACAAAUAUUUUAUAAUGUAAGAAUAGUCCUUUUAGAAAUCUUGAACACGGAUCACAAAAAUUAAGGGAUAUCUUUAAAACAAUAACAAUAAUUAAAAUAAAUAAGAAGCCUUAUUUUGAAAGCCUUUGCCACAAGAGAGAACUUUAUUUUAUUUUGAAAAAUAUCAAAAUUGAUGACUAAAGAGUUUACUGUUUUGUAACAAACAUGGACGAUGGAUGUGAUUGGCUCCUCACACGUGUAAAAUCAUGUCUGUGGUUGUAUCUUGACACCGGAAGUGCAGAUAUCUCAAGUUUUUUGUGAUUCGCGCUCUCGAAAUUAUUGAUUUUUUGAUUAGUACUUUACAAGAUCAAUUAUUUUACCCUGUAGCGUCAAUUUGGACGUUGGAUUGACAAUAAAAAUCAAUGUUUACAAUUAUUGAUGUUUAUUAGACUAGUAAUUGUAUAGUGUAAUCCAAUUAAUAGAUAAUAUCGCUAUUGUUUAUCGCUUGCUUUUAAAUAUAAUUAAUAUUUCAUAAAUAAUUUUAUAGAGGCUAUUUCUAUGUUCCAAAAGUUGCUGUCUCCAGUGACACUCCUGUCUUAAAUACUUUAAAAUACCAACGAGUCAAUCUGUUUGAACAACUGAGAUGGAUAAACAGUAGAGUCAGAUUCUUAAACAAUUCCGGUACUAACAUAUUUUAGGCAUACAUUUUUAUUGGGAAAAGGAGGUCCAUGCUAAGAAUCUCCUAGGAAUACAAUAAUUUAUAAUCCUUUCUCAGAAUUAAUAAUUGUUAAAGAAAGUGGCGCCAUCUCUUGUCUGUCUAACCACAAUAACAUAAAAUCAUAACUAAUAUUUCAAUAAAGAUUGUGGAAUCCACGGGUACGUCAGAGCCCGACAUUCUCGUGGAUAGGAUUACACUAAAAUCGUUCUAGUCAUUACUCACUGGCUCUUGAGGUAUAUAAAGAGUGUAAUCUCGAUGGCUUGGCACAAAUGUGUUUACGAUUUAAUCAAUAAAUAACCACGUAGCUUAUUCGAAUAUUUACUGAAUUGUUGUGAUUACGAUUAGUCGCUAUUCUUCGGAGAAUGUAGCUUGAUUAAAAUAACACAUGCCUAACGUAAUAGUUAGCUUCUAAUGUGGACUGUAUUCUUUACCACAUACUCAACAUCACAAAACAUAAUAUUUUUUGUCAAUAAUCAAUUUUCCGUGACAAUAUACAAAUAAGUGUGAGAUAUUUUAAUGAAUGUUAUUCUAAUCAAGCUAAAUUUAUUAGAUCUAAGAUUAUUAUCUGAUAUUAAAGAUUCAAAAGCCUUCGAGACGGCCAAGUCGGUGUCGGUAACGUGCGGUGUGAAAUGGUCUUUGCUGAAAAUUUUCGGAUAUAUUUUGGAUGCACUAUCCGACCCGAUGGACUAUGCUUUAAUAUGUUAAAUGUUUCGUGUUUAUUAUAGAUAUAUAAGCAUAGCGCAAGAAGCGCUUCUAUUAAUAUCAAUUAAUGUUUGUAAGUGUAGGUGUGUUCGCAGCCUAACUUGUCUUCAAAAUGGUUUUAAAACUUAUGAAAUGUGACCUGUUCUUGCUUGUUACAAUAAUAAUAUUAAAACAAAGCAUUUACAUCAAUAGUUCUCUUUUUAAGUUAAAACCUAUAAAUACACAGGAACUUAUACGACUAAUUUGUUUGUUGCUGGUCAAUUAUUGAUACAUAUUACACCAUAUUAUUAUUACCAUAGGCAAAUGUAGAGUCAAUCUAAUCAUUGAACAAUUGACGAACUAGACACUUUCAAACAAUAAAGAAGAUCAGCUAAGUCAACUUGGCGUUUUUUUUUAUAAUUUCGAGACUCAGAAGGCUGCGAAAGAAAAUUGUUAACUAUUUACGUGUUAGGUAUUGUAUAAUUAUCGUCUUGACUUGUGUAACCGACGGUUGAGAUCGUCAUAACUUACAGACUAUAAAAUUUGGCUUUAAAAUAUUAUAUUACAUUAUUACAGCUUUAAGCUAAUCAAUUCGUUAACCUUCUAUUCGUUGUAACGGGACGGGGCACCAGGUCCUCCCCGUCAUUACUAUUAUAUACAUUAAUUUACACAAUAUGAUAUUUUAACAAUAUUCUGUAGAAAUUUACAAAAUUAUUUUAGUUACUACGAGUCAGUUUGUAACAGUUUAGCGAACUUUUUACGUGUUAUAGUUAUUUAAAAUGUGUCUAUAAUCUAGAACUUACUACGGACAUAUCUGUUCUAUACGGAGACAUAUUUCACUGUCAUAUCACAAUUUUAGGAAUCUUUAACCGUGGAAUGAUAACACAAAUCUAGAGUUCUUUCCGUGGUAUUCAAUGUCACAGUUAGCCGCAUAUCAGCUCGUGGACUUCGUGCGUUUUUUAAACUGUGGUACUAAUAGAUUUGUGCUAUGAUUCCGUGAAACUUGCAACCUGAGGCGAUGUCAAAUUGUAUUUACUAUUUAUCUAGCUACUGAAUAUUAUUAUGAAUAGUGGAUUGUGACAAUAAUUCUAAUAAUGCGACUAUAAAGUUGACAAUAAUAAUUCCUUGACAAUAAAUGUUAGUAUUGAGGAUGAGUUGUAUUUAAUAUACAGUAAUCAAUAGAUAUAAUGUAUUAAAUUAUAA